AUGAAUCCACUCGCCGCCCUCAGCAUCGAUCGCUCUGCUCUGGUCGGUGAAAACCUUCGUCCUCACGGAGGAGUUUUCUAUCCUGGCAUCCAUCCCCUCUCUGCUGAAAAGCCCCUGCAGCCUGGAUCCAACCUCCCAUUUGGCUACGAGCUUCUGUACAAACCAGAUGUGACCCUGCUGGACGGACAGAAACUGGCCAGUGGAUACGUCGGUCUGUAUAAGAGUCCAGCUUCGGGGCCACAGAAGCCUUUGCUUGUGCAGACUGCAGGAGGUGAAGGUCUGAGAUUGGACCGCCGAGUUCUCCCCAACGACAAGCAGUUGGAACUAGGCCUGAAUGGUGCCGGUAGUUUCCUGCGGCUGCCCUGGAUCAGCCCCUAUGCUGAUGCUACCAUGUACCCCUUCCUGGACAUGGCUUACAAGGCCUCCUUCCUGUCCCAGCCGUCACCCUUCAUCCACCAGCAGAUGGCUUAUCAGGCUUUGUGUUCCAGCAGGGCGGGAGGCAGCACACCUGGCGAGGACAGACUCUUUUACCUGCCUUCUUAUAUCUCCUCCCCACUCUGUCCACCAAUCAGAUUGUCAUCAGGUGCUUCAUCAUUGCCCCACUGCCAGGACAAGAACCUGCAGGGCCUCGGUCCUCAUCAGGAACCUUCUGCCUUCAGCUCCGGUCCUCAGAUCCACCAGGAGACCCCGAUUGUUCAUCACACAAAGUCCAGUCAGAACACCUCCACCAAGAACACUCUGAGCAAAAGCAGCAUUGGAAGCAGCACUGCUCAUGUUAGCAGUUCAGCUAGCAGCGCUGCUACAUCGGCAGGCUCGGUUCCCCCACAUCAACCCCACAGCAGCUCCACGGACCUCCAGAAGUCCCUUUACAGAAGCACUUCCUCAUCCUCAGCCUCACUUUCAGCCUCUCAGCCCUAUUACAUGAGCUCAGACAGCAACAAAACCAAAGACAGCAGCUCAGACCACAGGAAUGCAGAAAGGUGUUCAUCACCUGCAAAGAUGCUGCUGAACAGAACUGUACCUCAAAAGGCUGCCAAACCCCCCACAGAAAAACCUUUAGAUUUGUCUGCCAAAGAGUUGGAAGGAUUCCCAAAUGGAUUCCCUCCCAAGUUAGAGGCUCUGGCCAAGUUGGGUUAUUUACCCCCAUCCGGUUAUGAGCUGCGAGCCGGUCAGGACCAGAACCUCCAGGAGGUUCUCCUCCCACCUGUUGGUACAGCAGCAAAGACUCCAGAUCGUCCUGACAAGAUCAACACUGCACCUUCCACUUGGGUUCCUCCGGUUCCUUCCUCCAACGUCGCCUCCCAGACCACGAAAAAUAAGAGUGUAGAAAAUAGUCCUCCUCAGCCACAGCCUCCCAGCUCACCUGGUUCCUCCACAGCUGAGUUAACCAGUGUUCCCAGUCCGGCCUCAGGGGGGCGUCCAUCUGUGAUGCCUCCUUCCCCGCAGUCCAAAGCUGGAUGGCCACAAGUCUCCCCUAUCGAUUCUGACAAAAGUCCUAACAGCAAAGAAGAAACUUGCUCUGGAAAACAGGACAUUGGUCCAGUUACGCCUGAAGCUUCAGACAACAAACUUUAUCCUCAACAGCAGCCUCGUGUGGAAAACGAAAACUCAUCCAGCCAAAUCUAUGGUGACUCCUACCUCCCUCCAAGCUUAGGUUACACCAACCGCUACAUCCCAUAUUCAGUUGCAGAGAACAUGUCCCUGCGCCGCAUCUCGAUUCCAGGCAAAGGACCUACGUUCUCCCAUCCACUGCUACUUGGAAGCAGCAACUUUUACCCACCUCACAUUGCACCAAAACAUGGCCUCCAGUAUGGAGUGCAUCCGUACCAGAACCCCCAGGAGACGGCCAGCACUCCCAUGUCGCUUUAUCCAAGUCUUGAAGGCAAAGACCAACCUGAGAACAAGUCAAAAGUCAAGGACAAAUUCUGGAAUGCAGAAGCGAACAGGAACCAUGAAAGGCCAAAUGUUGACAGCGAGAGAGACAAGUCCACGAACCAAACCACAAAGUCUUCAGGCAAAAGCCUCACAGGCAUCAGAGAUGACAUAGUUUGCAUCGACUUGGUGCGAGAUGAUGUAGAUGAAGAUUCGUCUACCAACAAGCGCAGCUCCACGUCCAUAAAGACAGAGGAUUUGUUCAAGCAGGGCGGCAGUGGAUGUAACCAGAUCCAGGACAAAGAGCCGUGGCCUCACAAAAGCCAGAAUACAGAGCAGAGACUGGACUCGAUGCCCCACAGUCCUGUUCACCACAACUCCUCCUCACCUCUCUUAGAGGAGUUGGCAGAAGAGGAGGAGACACUCAGUCCAUCUCCAGAGAUCCCAGAGGAGCAGACGAUGCGAUGUGCCCGGACUUCUUCACAGCAGUUUUCUAGGAAAUGUAAAACUCUAAACGUUGGGGACUUGAUGAUGAGUGUUCCCAGUGGUGGGAAUAGUGCCUCCAACAAAUCAGAGGCUUCAGGAAAUAAAAACGUCACACCUCAGAUAAACGCUUCCAAAGACGGCAACUCAUCGGUUCCUGGAAGCAAAGAAAGUUGUUUUGGUGAAGCCCCCAGUUCUAGCAACACGGAAGCAGUCAGGAACCCAAAGAGACCAGAUUAUGGAUUCAAUUCAGAAGGUCCAGUCAGCAGCAGUAGAGAAGGAACAUGUGGAGAUCUCAGUCCUCAGGUUCCAUCAUGCAGGAGUUUAAAUCCAGCUGGAGGAGUCAUGACUACGAGGCCUCCAUCAGGUGUCAGCACCAACCCAAGAAGCUCCACCUGUGAUGGAAAUGCUAAUUUCACCAACCGGAGUUUCAUGGGACCAUCUUGCAGAAAUCUGAGUUUGAAGGCUGAACCCAGAAGUUUCAGUGGCCCAACUGGUGGUAACUUUACCUGCAGGAGCAUCAGUCCACAGUUUACAAACAGUGAAAACCACAACGCUGUUCAGCCAAACGCAAACCUCAGACCUCCGGCAUCCAGAAAGAACUUCAGCAGUCCAAGUUGUGGAGGUUCUGUCUCUGAAGCAAACAGUAACCUUAAGGGUUCCACAUAUAGAGGCAUUUUACCUCAAGGUCCAGCCAGUCAGAACCUUCCACUCACCAAUGGAGGCUUCCCCAGGACGUCUGCAGAGGUGCUUCCAGAGCCGCCGGUAAACAAAGACCUCAGCUCCGGUGAGACGGUUCCGAUCCAGACCAGUGCCGCCUGUGGAGGCGGGACAAUGGACUCCAGCGUCCAGGAUGGUUUGGAUCUCCUGGCAGAUGAAGACGAGGGCGGCAGCAGAAACCGGCGCUCUGGCCUCACCAGGCGAAUCGCCAACUCGUCCGGCUACGUGGGCGACCGGAUCAAAUGUGUGACCACGGAGCUGUACGCCGACUCGAGCAAACUGAGCCGAGAGCAGAGGGCGCUGCAGGAACAGCAGGUCACACGAAAAUAUCAGCAAAGAUCAGGUUUACAUGCGUCCUGCACUAUCAGCCGCCUCCCCGUCCUCGGAGACCAGGAAGACUCAGCGGAGGUGCAGAAGAACGAUGGUGAAGAAUCUCAGCAGGUGAAGAAGAACCAGAACACCAGUUCUUCCUCACAACCAGAACCGCAGAAGUUUCUUUCUGCUGCCCGAAGCCUGUUUCAGAGUCCGAAUGUUUCCAUGAACCGGCAGCGAAUCUUCAGCCUGGAGCCAUUUCACCAGAGCAGCAUCAUCAUGAAGAGAGGCCGGGAGGAGAACUUGGAGGACCAGGAGGACCAGGAGGACCAGGAGGACCAGGAGGACCAGGAGGACCGGACGGAACCUCUCAACAAGAAAACCAAGUUAAACGACUCCACCCUGGACGACGUGAAGAAGCUGAAGGUUUGUAUCGAGCUGAACGGCCUUCGACUCAACAAGCCCCGCCUCCCCGCAGAGCUCAGCCAAUGGCUGCCCUCCAACCAGAGGUUGGCGCCAGUCGACUCAAAGUCGGAGGUGAACGGAGGCUGGUGUGACGGAACCAGAGUUUUCCACGUCGCCCCGCCCUCCUCACCUGCCCGCCUCCCGCAGCAACCGAGCAGUGCUGUCCCGCGGCAACCGUUACCACGGCAACCGGUCGCAGCAUCCUUCGGCUGCCUGGCGUUGUCCCGCCUGCAGGACAAACACCAGAGGCUGAGGGAGAUCCGCCGGGCCUCCACCUUCCUCCCAUCGCUGCCUCCUCUUCCUCCCUCAUUCUCCCCACCUGACCGCCAUCACCUCCGUUGCCAUGACAACGACCUCGACAAGCCGAAGGGCAAACGUCACUGUAAGACGAAGCACACGGGAGGAGAGAUGGCGGCGGACGAGGAAGACGGGAAGGUCAAACCGUCCUGCGAAGGAGGCGUUUAUAACGUUCUUGCUGAUCCACCGGGACCAGAGGAGGAGGAGGAGGAUGAAGAGGAGGACCAGGAUGAGGAGCAGCGAGCCCGGAGGGAGGUGUUUGAGUUUGAGCUGUCAGACCGACCGCUGCUGCCCUGCUACAACAUCCAGGUGUCUCCAUCCGACCCGUCUCAUUCGCCGGCCCGGCCCGUCCCUCCGGAGGUUCGUCGGCUCAUUGUGAACAAAAAUGCCGGCGAGACGCUGCUGCAGCGCGCCGCCCGGCUGGGAUACAAGGAGGUGGUGCUGUACUGUCUGGAGCGGCAGAUCUGCGAUGUGAACCACCGAGAUAACGCUGGUUACUGCGCCCUGCACGAGGCCUGCGCCCGCGGCUGGCUGCAGAUCGUCCGCCACCUGGUGGAGCACGGAGCCGACGUCAACUGCAGCGCUCAGGACGGAACCAGGCCGCUCCACGACGCCGUGGAAAACGACCACGUUGAGGUGGUUCGCUUCCUGCUUUCCUGCGGUGCCGACCCGACCCUCACUUCUUACUCCGGACGAGGACCAAUCAACAUGACUCACAGCGCUGCCAUGGAAACCUUCCUGGAGGGUAGGAGCCCCAGAAACUGGCUGCUGCUCGCCGACGUCCUCGGUCGCCUUCGGAUGACGUCUCGGUCUUUCCGCCGCCUCUUCCCGCAGCUCAACAUUCAGUCGGUUCCGGAGGACGAGUUCUACCGGCAGGCGUCGCUGUCGCAGCUGCUGACGGGUCCCGACGAGCAGCAGCUGACCUGCUUCAGGCCCGAAGUCCGCGACCCGCUGGAGCUGGUGGAGGCGACGCCGGAGCUGGCCGGGAUGCUCGGCUCGUCCCUGGAGUUCGUGGACAGUCGCUGGGACUCACUGGAAGCUUCGCCACCUCCAACGCCGCCGCCACCGCCGCUGCAGCGUAGCCCAGCACCGUCAGCAGCGCCACAGGCAGCCCAAGCUAAAGUGGACCCUGCGGUGCUGAACCGGACUGCAGAGUCUGGACUCAGACAUCAGGGAUUUUCAUCUCUCGCAGCUCAGCUGGAAACUAGCUCAGACGCCAGCAUGUGGGGAAAAACACUAGCAGGUAAAAACGGCGCCGUUCCCUCACUGGCAAAACCCAACGUGACCAUGAAUGUGAGCAUGUGGGAACCGCAAGGACCGCGCAAGAAUCCUGGGAUCACUGAUUCUGCUGAUCUCGACUCAAAAAUGGACUCAACCGUGUGGCAGAAUCAGAAGAAAACCGACGCUGCUGCAGGCGUGUGGGAACAACAGCGGCUACCAAGUGGCAAUUCUAACACCAAAGUGGACGCUGCCGCAUCAGAACCACCACGGCUUCGGAAUAUGAACUCAGAAAAUCCAAACAGUGCAGCCGAUGCUAACAUGUUCAAACAACAAAAUCAAGGCACUAAGAAUGGCCGGCCUUUAGCGUCUACACACGCAUCGGUUGAUUGUAGCGUCUUACUGCGACGUAAGAUCGCUGUGACCUCCAGCGCGGCGAAGACGGACGUUAACACGUGGGAACAUCAGGGAAUAAAGACGAGCAACAGCACAGCGCCCAAAAGACAAGCUAGUUCCUGCGAUACCCGAGAACAAGGAUGUAAGAGCCUAAAGGUGGACGCUGCCUGGCAGAGGAACAUGGCCGACGUCAGAGUCCACAUCAGGGACUUGGGCUGGAAGGUCGGCGGCGUCCGGACAGACGUGAAGAAGGAGGUGGGAAAAGUGAAGUCGGCCAGAGUCAAAAGCAGGUCAUGAGACGCCAGAAACAACACGUGAUGAAUGCUGUGGACUGCUGGCGUCCAAACAGUCGUAAAUGCUGUAAAGAGAACCAGACAGAACCGAACUGCAUUGUGUGUUAUACGUACACUGUAAAUAUUCUUUUUUAUUUAUGAUGAACCCUUCUCUGUAAAAACAUGUAAAUUCAUUCCUGUUGACGUCGUAGCUUCUGUUCUCGGAGGUUGUUUGUUACCUUUGUGUGUAAUUUUGUAUUCAGCAUCCUGUUGGCUUUGGUCACCGUCCAAUAAAGAAGAAGAACGAGGAGAA
Molecule: messenger RNA, 6348 nt
Organism: Stegastes partitus (bicolor damselfish)
Lineage: Eukaryota; Metazoa; Chordata; Actinopteri; Pomacentridae
Product: BCL-6 corepressor-like
Exons: 10
Coding region: 1-6060 (2019 amino acids)
Biological process (GO): negative regulation of transcription by RNA polymerase II
Cellular component (GO): nucleus
Molecular function (GO): transcription corepressor activity; protein binding
Source: RefSeq, a predicted model, not a curated record